AUGAAAUUGAACUACAGCAUUUUCAACUGGGCUGCUGUUCAUGGGCCAGGAGAGUUUCACGGGCCACACACACAUGUGGGCGAAUACCAUGUCGGAGUCUUCUAUGCUCAGGCGGAAGAGGCGGCCGGGAAGCUACGCUUUGGGGAUCCACGAGGACACAGCCCACCAUUUGGCCGGUCCUUCUUUCAUUCACCCAGAUCUGGCGACCUUGUAUUCUUCCCGUCUUGGCUUAGUCACAUGGCAACCGUCACAGCUCCACAGACCGAUCCGGACUCCAACGGGACGCCGCCACUGCGGGUUGUCUUUUCAUUCAACAUUGGACCAGUUCAAGGGCCGAUGCCGUGCUGCUCUCGAAGACAUGAUCAGAUCCCCAAUCCUGUAUUGUAUUGA
Durusdinium trenchii is the source of this 390-nucleotide messenger RNA. NCBI's taxonomy places the organism in Eukaryota, Dinophyceae, Suessiales, Symbiodiniaceae. The record is from the annotation of a GenBank genome assembly.